AUGGAUGUGUUUUGGAAUAUUGAAGGUUUGAGUUGGGAUCCCGUUGAAUGUGGAACAGACAGAAUCUCACUGCCAAGAAAACAACUGUGGAGGCCUGAUAUUGUUAUUAAUGAAUUCAUGGAUGAAAAUAAAGCCCCAGACACAUAUUACCUCUAUCUCCACCAUACUGGUUUGGUAAUGGAUGAUCUUCCAAUUCAUGUGAUCAGUUCCUGCAACAUGGACAUCUAUACCUUUCCAUUCGAUAUUCAGAACUGUUCAUUUACUUUUAAUUCAUACAAGCUUAAUGGUAAGUUGAUUUUAUAUUAUUUUAUUAAUCAGAUCGUUCUCAGCCGUCGACCCACCAUGUAUGUGGUGAACCUCCUGAUUCCCAGCUGUUUCCUCAUUGCUGUAGAUCUAUUCAGCUUUCUUCUACCACCUCAGAAUGUGGAUCGUUCUGCCUUCAAAAUGACCCUCAUCUUGGGUUACACUGUGUUCCUGCUGCUAAUGAACGACCUGCUGCCCGUCACAGGAAACACCUUACCUCUCAUAAAUGUGUUUUUUUCUCUCUGCUUGGCACUGAUGGUGGCCAGUCUUCUGGAGACAAUUCUUAUUGUAAAUAUUCAGUGUGGCUCCAGUCACUAUGGACCGUUACCUCAAUGGGCCAAGGUGCUUUUCCUCAACUACCUUGCUAAAUUUGUUUUUUUAAGCAAGAAAUGCAGUGACCAAAACUGUGAUCCUGAAGAGUACAGAACUGAGACCAAAUGCUGUGAUCCCGUAGCUGACACUCCUCAGAGCGAAGCGGUCUAUAAGACAUCUCCUACUCUUCAGGAACUGAGGAAGAUAAGCCACGAGUUACUAUCCAUCCGUCAGCAGGUCAAUAAACAUUUUAAAACUGAUGAGAGCGCAGAUGAGUGGGAACAUUUGGGUCAAGUCAUUGACCGCUUGCUUUUUGGGCUGUAUGUUAUCUUUCUCUCAGUGAGUUUCAUUACUAUUUUUGUCAUUUGGCUGUCCUGGUACAACAAAAAUGCAUAAUUGACAUAAAUGAACUACAUGAAAAUAAGUGCUGUUGAGUGUAUAUGAUCACUGAACCUGUAAAAACAAGUUGCCAUUUAUUAAAUUAAAUAGUCUGUAAUGAAGAUUUUCUGUCAAUGUUAAGUUCUGUAUUUGUUUUGAUUGUUUUUUGUAAUCCAACUGAUUAAUCAGCAUAAAUGCUUGUUGUCAGAUGUUUAUUAGGUAUAAAGUUUAGUAAGUUAUGGUAGAAGAACUGUUUCAAGAAACACUGUUUUUGGUCUUUUGAGAAAAUACAGGUUGGUUAGAGAAUUUUUUUAUAUAUAUAAAAAAAAAUUCCUUCUUGCUGUUGUUUGAAACGAGUGAAAAAAAAUGAAUAAAUCAAAUCAACAAAUAUGUAUGAUUUCUGAAAAGUGACACUUUUUCAUUUUUGAAAAAAAAAAAAAAAAAAAAACUAUUAAAAAAAAAGGCCAAACAAGACUGACCAUGACCUUUUCAAUGAGAUUCAAAGAUGCUAAGUGGGUUUAUACAAAACAUGAAUUGUUGCACCAUGGAUGUUUACCUUCUCAUUACAGUUCAGUACAAGUACUUCCUUUACAUAUUUACAUUUAGGACUUUAUAAAAACAUCAGGAUAUUACAUAUCACCCCCAAACCACCCCCAAAAUAGAAUGUGAAUUAUGGUGAUGGAAUGCUUAUACAUAUAUUAUAUAUAUAUAUAUAUAUAU
This is a messenger RNA of Ctenopharyngodon idella (grass carp), 1713 nucleotides long. RefSeq names its product 5-hydroxytryptamine receptor 3A-like. The transcript has 7 exons. Gene Ontology annotation, cellular component: neuron projection; synapse; membrane. NCBI's taxonomy places the organism in Eukaryota, Metazoa, Chordata, Actinopteri, Cypriniformes, Xenocyprididae. The coding region runs from base 1 to 1011 and encodes 336 amino acids. Gene Ontology annotation, biological process: signal transduction; chemical synaptic transmission; nervous system process. Gene Ontology annotation, molecular function: transmembrane signaling receptor activity; extracellular ligand-gated monoatomic ion channel activity; neurotransmitter receptor activity. The record is from RefSeq and is a predicted model, not a curated record.